Messenger RNA from Prosopis cineraria, 2915 nucleotides. Its product is annotated as pentatricopeptide repeat-containing protein At5g25630. The transcript has 3 exons. Lineage: Eukaryota; Viridiplantae; Streptophyta; Magnoliopsida; Fabales; Fabaceae. Bases 786 to 2627 code for a protein of 613 amino acids. Gene Ontology annotation, molecular function: protein binding. The record is from RefSeq and is a predicted model, not a curated record.
GUUUCUGCUCAAGUGUUUUGUAGGGUCAUUUUCUUUAUCGCGGUUUCCAUCCCGAGAUUGUCUUUCUUUUUCACAGAAUCCAUCUCAAUCUACGUUUACUCUCCAUUGUGUUUUUUCUUUUACAUCAAGAUUCUGGUAGCAUAUUAAAAAAAAAAAGGCGUAAUUCUUCGUCCUUCACAGAUCCUACGCUAAUACCGUCAGCACUCAGCAGUGCAUAAUAGUUUGCUUGUUGGUUAUGGAUUGUUCUUUAACUUUUUGGAAAUUUAUAUGGAUUUAUUUUUACUUGAACUUUCAGUCUACAAAUUUUAAAUGACACCGUCAUAGUGGCAUUGCUCUGCUGCCCUAUCAUUUUUCGUCUGAUUGUAAAUUUUAGUGCUUUGUGCUUUCAAGGGAGAUGAAGUUUAUUAAUUUCUAUGCAGAUUAUGGUCAUAUAAUUAAAGAAGUCAAAGACCAAACACCCUUUUGAGCUGCAUCAUUGAGUUGGUUAGGGACGUGUGUGUGUGUGUGUGUGAGCCAGCGACCGUAUUCCCUAUUCUUCAGUUUGCUCCAGUAUGCUUCCCUUUGCAAUGUUUGUUUAUUUUGUCUCAAACUUGAUGGUAUAAACGUGUUUUACGCCUGUAAAAUUCUGUGAGAACAUGAAGAUGAACAUAAAAUAAGUUUUGACCUUCUUGAUAGUCAAAGCAGUUGAUGUUGACUUAAGAGACUGAAGGAAAAAUAUUAUAAAUCCUGGAAAUAAUCGUUCUUUUUAUGGAAUAUGUUACAGAAACUAAACAACAAUCACCAUCAUGAAGAAAGGAUGGGUUCAACCAGUGUCAGUCAAGGGGAAUCAUCUUGACGACCACAAGAGUUCAGUGAACCAUUUUACUAACGCUAAAGCUGCAGAUUCAGAAAGUCAACCCAUCUGCAUUUACUGCAUGGGAAAAAAUAGUUGCCGUAUUGUGCGCUCAAGAACAAAAUUAAUGAAUAUGCUGAUAGAUAGAAGAAAACCACAGGAAGCCAGUUCCAUUUUUCAAAAUCUGAUUAAAGAAGGGCACCAACCAUCUUUAGUAACAUACACAACCCUGUUAAAUGCCUUGACCAUCCAAAAAUGCUUCAAGUCCAUACAUUCCAUUGUCUCACAGGUGGAAGAAAAAGGGAUGAAGCCUGACUCUGUAUUUUUUAAUGCUCUCACAAAUGCAUUUGCAGAAUCUGGGAACAUGGAGGAAGCCAUGGAAACAUUUCAGAAGAUGAAAGACAGUGGAAUAAUACCUACCAUUAGCACUUACAACACAUUGAUCAAAGGGUAUGGAAUUGCUGGCAAGCCUGAAGAAUCAAUGAAGCUACUGGACGUGAUCACAAGAGAGGGAAAUGUGAAACCCAAUCUCAAGACAUAUAAUGUGCUCGUUAGAGCAUGGUGUAAAAAGAACAUGUCUGAGGCAUGGAAUGUGGUGUAUAAAAUGGCAGCAUCAGGAAUGCAGCCAGAUACUGUUACUUUCAACACAAUGGCUACGGCUUAUGCUCAGAACGGACAGACAGCUAAGGCCGAAGCAAUGAUUUUAGAGAUGCAGAAUUAUGGUGUGAGGCCUAAUGAAAGAACUUACAGCAUCAUUAUCAGCGGAUACUGCAGGGAAGGUAAAAUAAAGGAAGCUCUGAGGUUUGUGUACAGGAUGAAGGAGCUGGGGCUGCAAGCAAACCUCGUUUUGUUCAAUUCCCUAAUAAAUAGUUUUGUGGACAUGAUGGAUAGAGAUGGUGUCGAUGAGGUUUUACAGUUGAUGGAAGAAUUUCAGAUCAAACCAGAUGUGGUCACAUAUAGUACUAUAAUGAAUGCUUGGAGCCAAGCUGGAUUCUUGGAGAAAUGUAAAGAAGUCUUCAAUGACAUGCUGAAAUCUGGUGUAGAACCAGAUGCACAUGCUUACAGUAUUCUUGCUAAAGCCUACGUGCGUGCCCAAGAACCAGAAAAGGCAGAAGAAUUGCUAACUGCCAUGAUAGAAUCAGGUGUAUCCCCUAAUGUUGUCAUAUUUACAACUGUCAUAAGUGGAUGGUGCAGUGCUGGCAGGAUGGACUAUGCUAUCAGGAUUUUCGACAAGAUGUGUGGAUAUGGGAUUUCUCCAAAUUUGAAGACUUUUGAGACCCUCAUUUCAGGAUAUGCUGAAGCAAAACAGCCGUGGAAAGCAGAAGGAAUUCUCCAAAUAAUGAAAGAGUUUCAUGUCCUUCCUAAGAAAUAUACAAUCACACUUGUUGCAGAAGCUUGGUGUUAUGCUGGAUUAACAGAAGAGGCAAAUAGGUUACUACGUACUGAAAAAAACAAGCCAAUGACGCAUUCAGUGGAGCAAGAUGAAGAAAUACCAGCUGAAACCUCUGAGAGAGUUUAUCAAAAGCGCUAUACCAGUGCCCUUUCCUCUGGUUUCUUACAGAUACCAACUGUAGGUACCAGUGAUCAAAGAUGCUCAGCUUCAGCAGCCAGGAGAAGCCGAUUGCUCUUGAGAGAUGUUGAUCUGGAAAGCUCGUUGCUCCCAUCAAAAUUCAAGCGUCUUUCUCAAACUUGUAGAGCCAGUGAAGGAUUUUCGAUUAUGUGCCAGAGACAGUUUCAGGGGCAGCACGGCACAUACCAACUUGCAAAUUCAUGCACAGCAGUUUUCUUGAACUGAAAAAAGAAUAGCUGAUGCAACGACAUUGUAAAUUCGACGGAACAAAAUCAGUCAUUCGAGGUAAAUAGUCAGAACAUCUUCACGCUGCUCACAUUUUCUUGUAGCCAAAACAUGCUUCUCAUCUUGCGUGACUCCUGUACCCCGAGUGUUGGAGUGGGUUGGAGGUGGAAGAAGGCAUCACUUUUCUGUAAAAGAACAAUAUUUUUGUUGUUGAUGUGUACAUUCGCUUGUAUCCAUAAGUCAUAAAAUCAUUAUCAAUGGGGAUUACUUGAGCUCAGGCUGCACAAA